AUGACUUCAAUCCCUCUUGAACCCCUAGGCGCCUCCAAACCUCCUCUUCCACCUCGACCACCCAAACCAUCAGAAACAACCGUUCAAGAUGAUCAUGAUACAUUCCAAAAACGGAGGAACGACUUCAACAGUGGGAUUGGAGGUGCUACUGGUCAACUUGGAAAAGCUUACAAGAUAGCUGAAGAAAAAGCUAAAGCUGCUGUGGUGUUGAAUGAAGGUGGUCUUGACUCUGUUUCGGUUUAUGGAUUAGGUUUGACGAUUUGGUUCACAAUACUUUCCUUACCAUUAUUUUUAUUCCCACGUAUCCUUUUAUUCUUCUCUCAAAAACCUCCACCAUCCACAACGUUCUCCACCUUUUCUCCCCAAGUGGAUCAUUACGAUUCCUUAUCUUCACUAGAAUCUUCACUUUGUUUCUCAUUAGCUACCACAUACCUAUUAUUAGCUUUGAUAAGUUUAUCAGUUUUGGUACCUUCUUACACACCUCGUAGUCCUGCUCGAUCACCCAUAUUAGGUUUAUAUUUGAUUUUCGUAACUUUUAUAUCUUUACUCGGUAUCGUCAAUUCCAGUAGAGUCAAAAGUGGAGGUUAUGGAGGAUUAGGUAAAAUGAUUAAUUUCGGUUAUGCUGGAAUGGCAAUAUGGGGUUGGUGGGUCGUCGUCUUUGGGAAAAUCAAAUCUAGUCAUAGGAAAAGUAAAGUUCCAGAGAGGUUUAAGAAGUUGUAA
Tremella mesenterica DSM 1558 is the source of this 720-nucleotide messenger RNA. RefSeq lists its product as uncharacterized. The transcript is spliced from 2 exons. The coding region runs from base 1 to 720 and encodes 239 amino acids. The record is from RefSeq and is a predicted model, not a curated record. NCBI's taxonomy places the organism in Eukaryota, Fungi, Basidiomycota, Tremellomycetes, Tremellales, Tremellaceae.